Leptosia nina is the source of this 1005-nucleotide messenger RNA. Lineage: Eukaryota; Metazoa; Arthropoda; Insecta; Lepidoptera; Pieridae. The record is from the annotation of a GenBank genome assembly.
AUGUCUAACUUUGAAGACAAUCCAUUUAGUGAUCCUGCCAUAGACAAUCCUUUUGCCGAUCCUGCUGUACAGCAAGUAGCCAGAAACACUAGUUCUGCAACACAAGGUCUUGACGACUACAACCCAUUUGAUGGCCAGCAAAAUGCUAAUCAAGCUACGGUACCACAGCAGCCAACACAGCCUGCAAUUAUGCAGGCAGUGUCACCACCAGCUGGGGGGCAGUACACAAGACCUGGUCCUACUUCUCAAAACCAAGGUCCACCAUCAGACUUUACUACAGCAGAUUUUCAGAAACGUCAAGAGGAAUUAGAACGUAAAGCAGAAGAACUAGCCAGACGUGAAGCAGAAUUAAGAGCAGGGUCAGCUGGUCGAAGAAAUAACUGGCCUCCCCUACCUGCAUUUUGUCCUGUUCAACCAUGCUUCUAUCAAGACAUCAAUGUGGAUAUUCCUCUUGAAUUCCAAAGAGUUGUCAGACAUCUUUAUUAUUUGUGGAUGUUUCACUCGCUAGUUCUAGCCUUGAAUAUUGUUGGAGGAAUGGCACUGAUGUUUACUGAUCAGGGUCCAACACUAUUUGGAUUAUCUAUAUUGUACUUUGUGAUGCUGACACCAUUCAGCUUUAUAUGUUGGUAUAGACCGAUAUAUAAAGCAUUCAGGAGUGACUCAUCUUUCAAUUUUAUGGUCUUCUUCUUCAUAUUUCUGUUCCAAAUACUCAUCACUGUCGUCCAGUCUAUUGGAUUCCUCGGCGGAGGCUCGUGUGGCCUUAUCACUAGCAUUGAGGCUUUUGGAAAGAACGUGGGUUCCGGCGUCGUCACUCUGAUUGUCACCAUUGGCUUCAUCACCUGUGUUGUUGCGGACGUUCUGCUCAUAACAAAGGUUCACCGUAUCUACCGUUCGACCGGCGCGUCUCUAGCGAAGGCACAAGCCGAGUUCACAACGGAGAUCCUGCGAAACCAACACAUAUUAACAGAUUUAGUGACACUAUCAGCAUUUAAGACCAUGGCGUGA